UAUUGAGUCAUAUGCCUACUUAUAUAUUAAGCGGAUAUUUAGUCCCCGAAUGCCAUUCAUUUUCGAAGUUUGAAAAACUCGUUCGAUACGACAAAAACUCUUUUACCUAUGUUUUCUCGCACAUAUUAGAAUAAAUCAUUACUUGGGGUUCUGUCCAUGAUUUCCAGAAACGGCACGAAGAAGCGGCACAUUAUUGCUACAGUGAUCAGAACCAGUGAUUUUAAGUCUGUAGACUUAUUGUGCUAUAAUGUACAUGGGCAUGUCUGAAAUGGAUUCCAACAAGUGGACAUUCCUGACGAGGAAGUUUGCAAAGGCACUCUUCUUGUGAAAUAAUAUUUUGAAAUUUCAGCGUGGCGUUUUCUGAUGAAAAAUAUUGUGAUUACCGACGGUCUCACCUCAGUCGGGAAGUAAUGGCUGCCCGGGAGGUUAAUUUUAGACAACAGCCAAGUGUUCGGAAAAACCUGAGGUCUUUGUUGUAUUCUGUAGCUGCAGAACUCACCAGCGAAGACCUCCACAGCCUCUUGUUUCUUACAGAUGGGAUCAUUAAUUCCAAGCAAGACAAGGAGAGGAUAAGAUCAGCUGGAUCAACUCUCGACUUAUUUGAAAUUCUAAUGGAGAGGGAUGCUUUGAACGACCAGAAUGUCAAUUUGAUUUUCGAUCUGUUGUCAAAAAUUAGAAGGUUCGAUGUGGCGAAGAAGGCGAAGGCCAAAUGGGAUGAAAUAAAAACUCAGUUGCAUCCUGAUGAUCUGGACCGACGUCAUACUGGACAUGAUCCAUCCCGACCCCAACACCAUUCUCAGAGUUUCAGGGAUCUAAAUAACAGGGGCAUUGUCAAGAGCAGGAAACGGUAUUUUGAAGGACGUCCAAGUCAACGUCAAGAUUACAGAGGACAGCAUCCGACGGCAAUGAUUGAAACAUCUUGGGCGGACGAGGAAGUCCAGGAACUAUUGUUAGAACCAUUUCGACCACGAUCCAGGCCUAUCACCAGAGACUAUCAUAUUAUCCGGCACACCAGCUACACAAAUGCCAUGAGUGAUUUUCUGACUCAAAGCAUCGCCGCUGGAUCAUACUAUUGCCCUAUGGACAUGGUGGACGAUAUUAUGCUUGGCGCUCAUGAAAACCUCUCAUUAUAUGACGGGAUUGGACAUGAAAACCUCAAUCAUUGAAUCACGUAAUCGGUUCUUCUCAAUCAGAACAAAUUGUGUUUGAGGGUUUGAUAACACGACGUUAGUAACAUUUUGAACACGCUUGUCACUAACUAAACUAUAUAAAAAUACUACAUGGAAUAGCGAUUUCUCCCAGGGAUAACUUUGCUAAAGAUGCCAUUAGAUUUAACUAAUGAUAAUAAUAGCAGGGCCCGCUGGUAGAACAGUUUUCGAAACUGAAGUGGCUUCCCUGGGUAAAUAUACCUAUAUUAUUAUUAUUAUUAUUAUGAUCUGAACUGUUUCAACUUUUCUGCAGAGGCAGCAGAGCCCAUAUUCUAGUGGAACAGUAAUUCCUUCUAUAGCAUUCUCUAUUUACAGUCGACAGAGUGAAUUAAAGUACUAGAAUAUAUAUAAUUUCUACUCGUUUAUUGGUUGAAUGAUUGAAAGGGCUUGACAAUUCCUAAUUAAAAUAGGUAUUUCACUAACUGUAAAUUAUCAUGCACUUUUUGUCUUGUAUCAAAUCUUGCAAAAAAAAAAGCAAUGAUAAAAAGUAGAAUAUAACUGAAUUUAUAAUGCCACGAUGACAUUUUUGCUCAUAAACAAAUUUGAUUAUUUUUGCCACGACACUUCGGCCAGUAUGUACUGAAAUAUUCAUAUUGUAUAGAUAAUCGUUGUGUAGUAAUCUAACAUUAUUGAUAUAUAUCUACGAAGUUAGCAGUCAUACUGUCUCAAUACACAAACGUGAUGAAGAAAAAAAAGCUUCACUCUAUUUUGACGGGAACAUUUCAGGCUCCCAUAUGAUCUCGACUUGACAGUUUUGAUGCACUAACUUUAAUACUUUGAAUAAAGUAGUUUUAGUUAUUCCGGGAUCCAUUAAAAUCUUUCCAUAAACUUUAAUAUUUCUACAAGGAUCUUGUCAGUUUUGACCUCACCUGGUGAGUGUUUCAUAAAGCUGUUGGUAAGUUAAGAGCGACUGGUGAUCCUUUCUUACGCGCUGAAUAAUCACCAAUGAACCUUUAAUGGUGAAUAUUAUUUACAAGAAAGGAUCACCAGUCGUUCUUGAAGUGACUCUUAACCACUUCAGAUCCGUGCUCUAAACCUACGAAUAGGUUCAUUAAACGGCCCUUGGUGCCUGACGAUCUGUUGCUAACUGACUAGAUAUUUCUUGUACAAUACACAUGAUAAUUAAAUGUAUUAUAGGCAAAGCCACUGUAAAACUUCUUUUAGCUCAAAUCCUUCGCGUAUACUCUGUGAACACUAAAUGAAAAAAUAUAAGUUAUAAGACAUUGCCAAAUAUCACGCUAAUACAUUUUUUGCAUACUAGAGAGGGAAAUCUUCCUUCAAUGAUAAUCACAAAGUAUGUGUCUUAACAUAAAAGGCACAUGAACAUUUGAAAUUUUAUCAAGGGCUAAAUGGGUUUUAUCAGAAACAAGAGUGAUUAGAAAAGCAAUUUUUGCCAUGGCAAAUUAUUGUCAUGAAAUGAUGCUGUUGACAUUUUGGGGAAAGAUUUGUCAUGUAGUGGGAAUGUGAUAAAAAUUUUGCAUCCUGGUUAAGGUCAAUUGACCAUCUUAGUUCAGGGUCCCGUCGCAUAAAAGUUACUAUUAUAGUAACUCUACCAUCCAAUGGUAACUACCAUGGUAACAGUGCUCAUCAGCCAAUCAAAAUCAAGGAUUCCAUGAAAGAUACCAUUGGAUAGCAAACUUACCAUAAUAGUUACUUAUAGCAAAGGGGCCAAGGACUAUGGCUGAUGCUAUUCAUGAUGUAGCGACUUACACUUAAAUAUAUAUAUAUAUAUAUAUAUAUAUAUAUAUAUGUAGCAUAGUAAAGAUUAAUGUAGAGUGUGAACACACCAAAAUGCACCUGAAUUCCAGAAAAAGGGCAAUUUGAGGGUGAAGGAUUCCUAAGGGAUAUAGGACCGACAAACAAACAUUUUUUUUCACAGUUUUAAAUGGUGUUAGAGAAUGAAUGGCAGAGCAAAUGGAGAGAUAGGUCGAGAGUAUUGUUUUUGUCAAUUUUUAGUUAUAUAUUUGUUGAUAUUUUGAAUAAGGGCAGGUGUCGGUCUGACACUAAUUAAUUGACUCCGUAGAGCUUAAGCUGUCAGUAGGUUCUCGAUAGUAGGGGCCCGGGAUAGAGAGAGUCCAGUGUACCCACGCUGAAUGAAGUAAGUCCUGCCCCUCUAAUUGACCAAUUAGGAAGUAAGAAUGAUUUUGGAAUUUAAAAUGAGAAAUUCGAGAUUUGAAUAAAAAUAUUUUAACCGAUGGGAAUAAGUUUUGCCCUGUCCAUCAAAAACAGUGACAGUGGAGUUAGAUCAGGUGACCAAAAGAUUAUUAUGAGAUGGAAAAAUAAUAACAAUAAGAUAUUUUCUUGAAUAGAGGUGUGAGCUAGGUAGCUUGACUGAGUGUGAAUGCAGUAUAAAACCCCACGUUUUCCCUUUCCUCUUUGCACUUGCACCAGCAUAAAUUUUAUCCACGUCCCAGAGCAUUUGCCACCCCCUCUUCUUCUUUUUUUUUCUUUCCUUCUUCGUCUUCGUAACCAAAUGGACUCCUGAAGAACCUGUUAAUAAAGUUAAAUCAAAGUUUGUCCUGCUACAGAAAAAAACUUUUAAAAUUUUGUCGUCUGUACAUGUGUCUUCGAUUUACCGAUUGUA
Molecule: messenger RNA, 3792 nt
Organism: Lytechinus pictus (painted urchin)
Lineage: Eukaryota; Metazoa; Echinodermata; Echinoidea; Temnopleuroida; Toxopneustidae
Exons: 2
Coding region: 411-1166 (251 amino acids)
Biological process (GO): regulation of apoptotic process
Molecular function (GO): protein binding
Source: RefSeq, a predicted model, not a curated record